ACGUCGCGUUCGACGAUUGCGUGUUUCUUUUUCGCUCCCGUCCGCCGUCGCGUGUCCAUCGUACGCUCUCGCGGCGCGUAACGAACGGCGAGUGCGAUGGGAAAGACGAAGACGGGCAGGACCGCCGUCGCGUGCACGGCGGUGGCGUUCGUUCUAGUGGUCAUCGCCUUCACCACGCCCAACUGGCUGGAGACCGACGGCAAACUGGACAAUCCGCAGUUCGUCAAGAUCGGUCUCUGGCAGGUGUGCUUCCAAGGAUUCCAGGACCCGCGUCACCUCUACGACACCAGGUUCUACGGCUGCUGGUGGGUGUUCGAGGAGGAAUACUACAUUAUACACGACAUCCUGCUGCCCGACUUCUUCGUCGCGACGCAGUUCUUCUUCACGCUGUGCCUGACGCUGCUGCUGAUCGGUACUUUCCUGACCAUCACGUACACCUGCUGUUCUCGGCAGCACGACAAGUUCCAGCUGCUUCUGUGGGCAACCGGUGGCAAUCUGACCCUAGCCGGAGUAUGCGGUGUCAUAUCGGUAAUCAUAUUCGGUGCCAGAGGCGACGGAAGGGACUGGAUGCCCAAUUGGGAGCACAACGACAUAGGCUGGUCGUACGCUCUGGCAGUGGUGGGCAGUGUCACCCUGAUUGCCGCCGGGAUCCUGUUUCUGAUCGAAGGCCGCAGGCACAGGAAACGCCAGGAGCGAAUAUUGAAGGACGAACAAAAGACGCACACGACCAUCUAGCACAUAUUUACCUAGGCGUGGCAUUCUCGCGAUGCAUGCGUGUGCCCCGAGACACGUGGAAGCGAAUCUGAAUAAUCGAUCAUUGAACAACGGACGAAUCUCUGAACUUUGUUACUUGUAUUUUAUAUUUUAUAUAUUCAUACGGCUUAGACUGCGGCCUGCGUUUUUUGUAACAUUAUAUUAAAUAUUAACGUAAGACAUAACGUAUUUUAGAUAGACUAAGAGCCGCGCCGAGCCGUUUUGAGAUUAUCCUCGCUCUCGUUUACGACGAGACACUUGGAGUCGUACAAAAAAUAGAGAGCUAUGCUUACAUGUUUUAAACUAAAUUUAUCAAUGUCAAUGUCGAACGCACAUUUGAUAUAAUCCGUCCAUUACGUCACAUCUACAUCGUUAUUGUAAGAACGUGUCUAGAGACUAAUUUUUGUACACGUUUGCAAGGGCGAUUAACGUUAUGAGGGAAACAAACAUCUGUCAUUUGCAUACUGCGUAUACAGUAGGCAAGAAACGAUUCAAUAAAAAAA
Ooceraea biroi (clonal raider ant) is the source of this 1256-nucleotide messenger RNA. It is a transcript of the gene kune, whose product is annotated as claudin. NCBI's taxonomy places the organism in Eukaryota, Metazoa, Arthropoda, Insecta, Hymenoptera, Formicidae. Gene Ontology annotation, cellular component: septate junction; membrane. The record is from RefSeq and is a predicted model, not a curated record. Gene Ontology annotation, biological process: regulation of tube size, open tracheal system; septate junction assembly.